AUGGCUUACUCCUUUACAGAGGAGGAAAAGAGGUUCAUCCUCGCGGAAGCCAUCAAGAACAGCAGCCUAGAUGUUGGCCUCUUAGUGGGGUUUUUGAAAACGCACAAUGUCGAGCCAGACUGGCUUAAGAUGCAGUUACCCAGCGGCCGCACUAUGGGACAAUGUCUCGCGGUCACCGAGCAGAUGUUUCAAGGUCCCAUGCGGGUGCCAGACCUCAAGCGGAAGUCCAUGAACGACCUCCUCGAACAGCCACCAAAGCGUUUGGCUGCCGCAUCGCCUAUGGAGCCACCAGCGCAGUUACCACCCUUGGCCUCAGCAACUCAAGGCCUCGCAUCCUACUCAAGCUCGAUGCCCGUAUCGUCGUUAUUGCCAGCGCCUCCACAGCUGCAUAAUCAGCAGCUUGCCAACAUACAGCCGCGACCCGCCGGCAUGGAAAUCGCCGGGGUGACCAACGGCUCUCAAAGCCCCGGCCAACAACAGCAAGCGCCGCUCCCGCGGAAACGAGGUCGACCAUCACGGGCGGACAAGGCGAGACAACUACGACCUUUGCUGCCGCAGCACCUUACACCUCUGGCGCCGGCGCCCCGGCCGAUAGCUAGGGAAAGCCCAACAACACCAGGAGAGUUCGCCGUGUACAGAUUAUCACCCGGUCCACCUUCUGAGGCCGCCAACGAGCCAACAAGGCGAGGACGAGGUCGGCCAAAGUCGUUUGGCAGGACACAGUUGGGCACUUCCACAGGCGAACAAACCAAGACAGAGUCUGGGCGGUCAACACCAAGUGAAUCAUCGCGCCAGCAAUCUGAUGACAUACCCAGAGACGCCUACAACGAGGACGAAAAUGUGUCGGAUUCGCAAAAGGAAAAGGCCAUCUCGAAUAUUGGCCACUUACAACAAGAAGGGCUGGCGAGUUAG
Colletotrichum abscissum is the source of this 912-nucleotide messenger RNA. RefSeq lists its product as uncharacterized. The transcript has 4 exons. Bases 1 to 912 code for a protein of 303 amino acids. The record is from RefSeq and is a predicted model, not a curated record. Lineage: Eukaryota; Fungi; Ascomycota; Sordariomycetes; Glomerellales; Glomerellaceae.